AUGAGGGACCGCGGGCUCGCAGCAGGCAGCAGCCGCAGCGCCCUCCGGGAGUCCGGGUGGGAAGCGACCGUUGGGAUGCCCCUCCCUGUCCCGGCCUCACCCUCACCCUCACCCUGGGGGUACCUUGAACAUAACAGGAAAUUUCAAAUAACAGGAAACCAAGACCGGGCAAGGCGAGCGGCUCCACCCUGCCUGGGGCGAACCACCCCGGGCCUCAGUCUGCCCCCGGGGACCGCAAUGAACGCCACGGGGGCCCCGACCGAGGCCCCCGAGUCCUGCCAGCUGCUGGCGGCCAUCGGGCACAGCCGGCUCAUCGUCUUGCAUUACAACCACUCUGGCCGGCUGGCGGGGCGGGGCGGGCCCGAGGAGGGCGGCCUGGGGGUGCUGCGCGGGCUCUUCGUGGCCGUGAGCUGCCUGGUGGUGCUGGAGAACCUGCUGGUGCUGGUGGCCAUCGCCAGCCGCAUGCGCUCCCGCCGCUGGGUCUAUUACUGCCUGGUGAAUAUCACGCUCAGCGACCUGCUCACGGGCGCCGCGUACCUGGCCAACGUGCUGCUGUCCGGGUCGCGCACCUUCGGCCUGGCGCCGGCCCAGUGGUUCCUGCGCGAGGGCCUGCUCUUCAUGGCGCUGGCCGCCUCCACCUUCAGCUUGCUCUUCACGGCGGGCGAGCGCUUCGCCACCAUGGUGCGGCCGGUGGCUGAGAACGGGGCCACCAAGAGGGGCCGCGUGUGCAGCUUCAUCGGACUCUGCUGGCUGCUGGCAGCCCUGCUGGGCCUGCUGCCUCUGCUGGGAUGGAACUGCGUCUGCGCCUUCCAGCGCUGCUCCAGCCUGCUCCCGCUCUACUCCAAGGGCUACAUCCUCUUCUGCGUGGUGGUCUUCGCCUGCAUCCUGGCCACCAUCAUGGUGCUCUACGGGGCCAUCUUCCGAGUGGUGCGCUCCAACGGGCAGAAGGCCCCGUGCACCCCGGCCCGCCGCAAGGCUCAGCGGCUGCUCAAGACGGUGCUUAUGAUCCUGGUGGCUUUCGUGGUGUGCUGGGGCCCGCUCUUCGGCCUGCUGCUGGCCGACAUCUUUGGCUCCAACGUCUGGGCUCAGGAGUACCUGCGGGGCAUGGACUGGAUCCUGGCGCUGGCCGUGCUCAACUCCGCGGUCAACCCGGUCAUCUACUCCUUCCGCAGCCGGGAGGUGUGCCGGGCCGUGCUGGGCUUCCUCUGCUGUGCGUGUCUCCGGUUGGGACUGCGAGGGCCUGGGGACUGCCUGGCCCGGGCUGCCGAGGCCCAGUCCGUCGCCUCCACCACCGACAGCUCGCUGAGGCCGAGGGACAGCUUUCGGGGCUCCCGCUCGCACAGCUUCCGGAUGCGGGAGCCCCUGUCCAGUAUCUCCAGCGUACGGAGCAUCUGA
Molecule: messenger RNA, 1395 nt
Organism: Globicephala melas (long-finned pilot whale)
Lineage: Eukaryota; Metazoa; Chordata; Mammalia; Artiodactyla; Delphinidae
Gene: S1PR4
Product: sphingosine-1-phosphate receptor 4
Biological process (GO): adenylate cyclase-activating G protein-coupled receptor signaling pathway; regulation of metabolic process
Cellular component (GO): plasma membrane; cytoplasm
Molecular function (GO): sphingosine-1-phosphate receptor activity
Source: RefSeq, a predicted model, not a curated record